Messenger RNA from Rhinopithecus roxellana (golden snub-nosed monkey), 6177 nucleotides. It is a transcript of the gene SLAIN2, whose product is annotated as SLAIN motif family member 2. The transcript is spliced from 10 exons. Gene Ontology annotation, cellular component: microtubule plus-end. Lineage: Eukaryota; Metazoa; Chordata; Mammalia; Primates; Cercopithecidae. Gene Ontology annotation, biological process: microtubule nucleation; positive regulation of microtubule polymerization; cytoplasmic microtubule organization. The record is from RefSeq and is a predicted model, not a curated record. The coding region runs from base 330 to 2249 and encodes 639 amino acids.
UCUCAGCGCCCGCAGGCGGCCGCGUCCACCCCCGACGCUCUGAGGUCACCGACGGGGCCGGCCCGCGGGGGGCGGAGGGACGGAGGGAAAAUGGCGGCAGAGGCCGGAUAUUGGCGCCGCCUCCCCCAAUCCCGGAGCCGGCGCAGAUGAGGCAGCUCGGCUGGGGCCAGCGGCGCUUUGGAACCCGAGGUGGGGGGACCCUGGCGGUGGGGCCUGGUCCUGCUAUAUGCCGGCGCCUCGGCUAGAGUGAGUGGCGGCGACGCCUCUUUCCUCCGGCUCUUUCCCUGUCGCUGCGAGAGCGAGCGGGCGGCGGAGGCGGCGGGGCCGGGAUGGAGGACGUUAAUUCCAACGUGAACGCGGACCAGGAGGUGCGAAAGCUGCAGGAGCUGGUGAAGAAGCUGGAGAAGCAGAACGAACAGCUGAGGAGUCGCUCUGGGGCCGUGCAGGGCGCCGGCUCCCUCGGGCCCGGCAGCCCGAUUAGGGCCGGCGCGUCCAUUCCCUCCUCCGGCGCGGCGUCUCCUCGGGGCUUCCCCUUGGGCCUCAACGCCAAGUCGGGCGGCGGGGCCGGGUCGGGCGCGAGGCGGACGAGUAGCGAAGAGCUGCGGGACGCCACCUCCUUGCUGGCGGCGGGCGAGGGCGGCUUGUUGGACGAGGUGGAGCCGCUGCGGCCCGACGAGCUGGAGCGCCUGUCAGGCUGGGAGGAGGAAGAGGAGAGCUGGCUGUAUUCAUCACCAAAGAAAAAACUUACACCAAUGCAGAAAUCGGUUAGUCCAUUAGUUUGGUGCAGGCAAGUUUUGGAUUACCCAAGUCCUGAUGUUGAGUGUGCUAAAAAAUCUCUUAUCCACAAACUUGAUCAAACUAUGUCAGUAGCGACGAGGUUUCAUGAUGUUGGCCAGGCUGGUUUCGAACUCCUGAGCUCAAGUGAUCCACCUGCCUUGGCCUCCCAAUGUGCUAGGAUUACAGCUCUCAAGAGGCAGAAUUUAUAUAAUAAUCCUUUCAACUCUAUGAGUUAUACAAGUCCUUACAGUCCAAAUGCCAGUAGCCCAUACAGCAGUGGCUUCAAUUCUCCAUCCUCAACACCAGUGCGACCUCCUAUAGUCAAACAGCUUAUACUUCCUGGAAAUUCAGGUAACUUGAAAAGCUCAGACAGAAAUCCUCCACUCAGUCCUCAGUCCUCUAUAGAUAGUGAGUUAAGUGCUUCAGAAUUAGAUGAAGAUUCAAUUGGAUCCAAUUAUAAGCUAAAUGAUGUAACCGAUGUACAGAUUCUAGCCCGGAUGCAGGAAGAAAGUCUCCGGCAAGAAUAUGCAGCCACCACGUCUCGGCGCAGUUCUGGUUCAUCUUGCAAUUCUACAAGACGGGGUACUUUUAGUGAUCAGGAACUUGAUGCACAAAGUUUAGAUGAUGAAGAUGACAAUAUGCAUCAUGCAGUAUACCCUGCUGUUAACAGGUUUUCACCAUCACCACGCAAUUCACCUCGACCAUCACCCAAGCAGUCACCCAGAAAUUCACCUCGUUCACGAUCUCCUGCUCGGGGAAUAGAAUAUAGUAGAGUGUCCCCACAGCCUAUGAUUAGCCGCUUACAGCAACCUCGCCUUUCACUUCAAGGCCAUCCCACAGAUUUACAGACAAGCAAUGUUAAAAAUGAAGAAAAACUAAGACGCAGUCUUCCAAACCUGUCUCGAACAUCUAAUACACAAGUUGACUCAGUGAAAAGCAGCAGAAGUGACUCAAAUUUUCAAGUGCCAAAUGGAGGAAUACCUCGCAUGCAACCUCAGGCUUCAGCCACUUCGCAAAGGCUGAAAAAUUUGCCUCGCACUUCCCUCAAAGCCAAACAGUUGCUUCAAACUUCAUCUACAAAAAGAGUACCUUCUCCAGGCAAAUUCCGUUCCCCUGCAGCACCAUCUCCUUUGGCUCUUCGGCAACCAGUGAAAGCAUUUAGUAACCAUGGCUCUGGUUCUCCUGGUAGCCAAGAAAUAACACAGCUCACACAAACCACCUCCUCACCUGGGCCUCCUGUGGUUCAGAACACAGUCUCAGCAAAUCCUCCCAGCAAUAUCAACAGCGCUACUCUAACCAGACCUGCAGGGACAACUGCAAUGAGAAGUGGCUUGCCCAGACCCAGUGCCCCUUCUGCUGGGGGCAUACCAGUGCCUCGCAGCAAACUUGCACAGCCUGUUCGCAGAUCCUUGCCAGCUCCUAAAACCUAUGGUAGCAUGAAAGAUGACAGUUGGAAAGAUGGCUGUUAUUGACCAGCAAAGACGAGAAUGCAGAAGUCCACGGCUUCAUGGAUACCCUUCACCAGGCUAAAAAACAACUUUUAUAUGCAGACUGUUCAGAUAAGACUCUUGGGAUUUAUAAAAUCCCAGCCCUCUCUGUCUUAAUUAGCACAAACUGACAGAGAUCAUCAAACAGCACUUUAAUGACAUUUAACAUCAGAUGUGUUUGGUAAUCAUACAAUCACUCUCCAUAGAAUCACUUUUAGUUUUGUUUAAUAGAAACUAGGUUGAUUUUUUUAAAAUAUUUGACAGAGGCCAAUAUCUGGGCAAAUACUUAAUGGAUGCCAAAGAGAAAUGCCCAUUUGUAAAUGAGAAAAAUGCCCAUUUGUGCACAAGAAAAUAGUGAAUUCAAGCUAUCCAAAACUUCAAAUUCAACCUAAUUUACUGUAUAAAUAGUAUCAAUAAAUAUUUGUGUUAAUGAGAACUAAUAUUCUGACUAAUUAUCUAAAGUGUUUCACUAGUACACCAGGAAACUACAGAUUGAGAUUGGGGGGUGGGAGGAAAGAAACCUGGGCUAGAGAUUUAAAACAUUCCUAAAUUUGGGAGAAUUUCAGAAAUUAUUUUUGCAGAUUCAUUAGAAAAAUUAUCAUUUAAUCUUAAGUUUUGGAUGUAGCUCACGUAUCACCACCACCAGAUAGCGUUACAGCAUGCAUCCAUCAUGUUGCAUUGACACAUCGAACUUCUGUUUGUUUGUUUUGAUUGCCAAAAGGGCUUAAUAUCAGGUGUACAAUCUUUCUAAACUUUAUAGUUCCUGGCUCAGGAAAGAUGGCCUUUGCUAUUGAAGCCAGCUUCUUCGCAUGCUGUUAUCUUUACAGAACUAAGAGAUCUUGUUUCUAUUAGCAGGUUUUCAUGAUAGGAAAGAACAAGUAGUCUGUGUCUUUAUUCUUGAUACAACACCACCUCAGUGCUUACAACCUGGAAGAAAACCAUACAAUAAGAGAGAGGGGGAAAAAAUCUAUGCACUUAACCUACAAAAUCUCUGGUGAUGACAGUUGUAUUGUUGCUAUUACAUGGCAUAACGAUCUAUUACGUGGUAGGAAAAUAUAGCCUGCUAAAUCCUACUUAUGUUGUAUCCACUUUAAACUGAGUAACUGUAUAAAACAUCUCUUGAAAAUCUUUCCCUUUUGACUUAGAUUCUGCCUUACAUUAAUUUUUGCGUUUUUGGUAACAAACCUACUACAUAUGACUCUAACCUGAUAAAUACUUGCUCUCUAAUGGCUCUUAAUAAAUCCUUGAAAUCGCCUAUUUCAAUUUUAUCAGACUAUUACCAGAGUAAAACUUCCUUCUGUAGCAGGCCUCUCAUUUUUUAUUAUGAGGUCUGUUUUUAAAUCCUUAAUUUGAACAGCUCUAAGAUACUGUCACUUAGGUCAUCUAAAAGCUUUUAGAGAUUUGAACAUAAGUUCAUUUCCUGUUCAUCAAAGACAUUCCGUAAGUUGGCAAAAGAAAUUGGAAGAGAGAAAAUGGAAGGCUUGAUAUUCAUGAUGGCAUUAAGGUUGAUAGGUUGAAAGAAUGAUAAAAACUUAAAACCAGGACCUCCAUUCUGUCAUGACUGACACCAUGGUAGUCUGUCAACUUGACCAGUGGAAAGUCAUUCAUUUAGCACAAGCAGCUGGAGAUUGAAACUGCCAGUACUAUGUAUUUGGUGUAUAAUGCAAAGAAGAAACUUUAUCCUUGAAUUGAGGGUGAUGGGGUGGGUCAGGAAAGGAUGGCGCCAGAAUUCUACAUGAUAAUGAACUAAAAAAUGUUGCUUUUCAGAGGAAGAUAAAGCAUCUUCUUUUGGGAGGGGGGUAUCUCAUGUCUAAGUAAGUAAAAAAAAAAGAACUAGCUACUGUCUCUUUUAAAAACCACGUACAAAAGCAAAACAAGUCUCAGUUUUCAGUGCAACAUUUCAAAAAAUAUAUAUGCUGCAAUCUAAUAAUUGAGAGGAAUUUUACCUAUUAUGAAACACAUUACAUUUUUUAAGUUAGAUAAUCAGUUUCAAAAGGAGUAUUCAGGUUAUUUAACUUUGUUUUUAAAUGGCUGCAUCAGAAAAAAAUGUCUAUUUUUUUUUAUUAAAAUAUUUCAUCACUUGUUAAAACGUAUUUUGGAUCUGAGUUUGGUAAAGUAUUAUUUUACAUGCUUUUGUACUACCACAGACUGUUGACUUUUAGUUUCCUAAAGAGAAAAAUUGCCUUUUUACUAGAAAGCCUUUGCAUAUCGCAAUUUUUCUGUUUGGGAAAAUCUAAGGAUUUACUGUGGUUAGUCUUACAGAAGAAAUGUGGAUUUGAUAAACUAGUGCCUAUGAUUUUAACUUAUGUUUGAUAUAUAGUAGUAAGGGUUUUAUGAAUGUUGAUUAUUUUGUGCCAACAGCCCAGAAUUGUCACUUAUAUGUAAGCAGAAAACAAUGAGCUCUGCUUCCAAAGUUAUUUAAUUUUCUCAGUGUUUGAAUGUUAUUUUUUGUAAGUGUGUUAAUAAAAGUGUAAAGAAUUAGAAAAAAAUAUAAAUAUUCUUAACUCAAGCAUUUGCUGGAUCAUUUUUCUACAAAACUUGUUUGUAUAAUAUAAAACACUCUCUGAAGAGUUGACUUUUUUCAGUUUCGUAUCCUGGAAAUCACAUUUUGUAAAACUGGGGACCAUUCAUAAUUGUCAGAUAGUUUUUAAAAUUAUCUCAAUACAUCACUUUUAUAAGAAAAAAAGUUUUUUUGAAAGAAAAUUAGAUACAUAUGUGGCCCCAGAUGUUUGUAUAACUCUAGAAUGAUCUAGACUAUGUAUGUUUAAAUUAACUUUUUGUUGAAUGUACAGGUGUCCAUUUUUGACGUUACGCAUGGUCCUUUUUAGAUCACAUGACGUUUGAUUUGCAAACAUUUCUAUAGCCGAACUUGUAUAUGUGGUUGCCUCCUUAAUAAACAGCCUGACCAUAAUGUUUAUUAUUAAAUUUAUAUUCUUUUUUAAGUGUUUAAUUAAUCUCUGGAUAUGGUAAGAUUCCUUUUUUUCUCUCAUUUGCCUACACUUGGUUUUAAUAAAUUGUUCAGUUGAGUUUUUCUUUAAACACGGAAACCCAAAUCGUAUUGCCCUUUCAGGCUUAGUCUUCAUGGGGUUGGAUUAUGUCUUAUAUUUUCUCUGUCAGAGUUAUUUCAUUUGUGGAUUUUACUUGGAGGAAAUUUAUAGUUUACUCUAAAGUGAUUUGUUCUUGGAACUUUUUCACCUGCUGUGAAUUGAUAUCUAGUUAGAAAAAGCUAGCAUUUGCCUACAUCAUAACUAUAUAUGAUAUCUAGUUAGAAAAAACAAGCAAAAAGCUAUUACGAGUUUCCAAGAGGAACAGAGGAACAAUUAAUGUAUUUUCAUGCCAAAUGCAAAUAUUUAGGUGAUCACGUAUAUUUUUUCUUGUAUGAAUGGAAAAAUCAAGAAUUGUACACUGUUUAAUGAAUUCUCCAUAUUCCUUUAGGAGAUAUUUGCUUUGCAAUUACAUGUUACAAUUAGAAUAAUUACCAUUAAAAUAAUAUUACAUGUUACAAUUAGAUUAAUAUUGAUGAGAGGGGGAAAAAAGACACCCUUCUGUUUUUUUCUCUCAAGCCAGUCUAAAAACUUGAAGAGCCAUUUAAAAUUAAAUGUCACUAUACUUGUAUUAUAAAUCAAUACAUGAGAAGUUUAAAUCUGUUACAUACUCAGUGCAACAGAAGAACCCAUAUGGAGGUUCAACCACUAAUGUAUUUUGAAUGAUCCUAAAUAUAAGUCUUGGGUGGCUAAAUGGCCCUCUGCUUACCAGUCUGAAAAUGAAACCAAUUAUACUCAUCGGCCUUAUUUGCUGUAAUACAAAUUGGUUAACACUAUGUUAACUGAAUGCCAGUUUCAAACAAAUUAUCUAUAUUAAGUCAUCUUAAUGUUUUCUCUUUAAAAGUAAGAAAAAAAUCUUUUUCUUCUGA